UGCCCAGCGCGCGGGAGGGCAGGCCACGGCGGCACGCAGGGAGCGCGGGAAAUCUAGAUCUGCGCCGCUGCGGAGCAUGGGCCUGGAGCGCGAGCUCCGUGAGCUGAGCAAAGCCAAGGCCAAGACUCAAAGGGACGGACAACCGCGGGAGGAGGCUGCCCUCUGCCACCAGCUGGGCGAGCUUUUGGCCAGCCAUGGCCGCUACGCAGAGGCCCUGCAGGAGCAUCAGCAAGAGCUGCAGCUCCUGGAGAGCGCAGGAGACCCUCUGGGCUGCGCGGUGGCCCACCGCAAGAUCGGAGAGCGGCUGGCUGAGAUGGAGGACUACUCUGCUGCCCUGAAGCACCAGCACCAUUACCUAGACCUGGCCCAGUCCCUGUCCAACUACACCGAGCUGCAAAGGGCCUGGGCCACCAUCGGCCGCACUCACCUGGACAUCUAUGACCACCGCCAGUCCCAGGAUGCUUUGCUGCAGGCGCAGGCUGCUUUUGAGAAGAGCUUGGCAAUUGUGGAAGAGAAGCUGGAAGGAACAUUGGCCUCACGAGAGCUGAGUGAGAUGAGGACCCGACUCUAUCUCAACCUGGGCCUUACGUUUGAGAGCCUGCAGCAGGCAGACCUGUGUAGCGAAUUCUUCAAGAAGAGCAUCUUUCUCGCUGAACAGAAUCAUCUUUACGAGGACUUGUUCCGAGCUCGUUACAACUUGGGUGCCAUCCAUUGGCGUAGAGGGCAGCACUCCCAGGCCAUGCGCUGCCUGGAGGGGGCCCGGGAGUGUGCAAGAGCCCUGAGGAAAGACAGCUUGGAGAGCGAGUGCUGCCUCCUCCUUGCACAGGUGCUUCAAGACUUGGGCGACUUUUUGGCUGCCAAGAGAGUCCUGAAGAAGGCUUACAGGUUGGGCUCCCGGAAUCCUUCGCAGAAAGUGGCAGUCAGCUGGGCCCUCAAGCACGUGUUGGCUGUGGUCCAGCUGCAGCAGCGAUUGGAAGAACCUGAAGGCAGGGAUCCUCAGGGUGCCAUGGGCAUCUGUGAGCAGCUGGGAGACCUGUUCUCCAAGGCUGGUGACUUCCCCAAGGCGGUGGAGGCGUACCGGCAGCAGCUGCACUUUGCGGAACUACUGGACAGACCUGGACCCGAGCUGGCUAUCAUCCAUGUGUCACUGGCCACCACCCUGGGAGAUAUGAAGGACCAUCAUGGGGCUGUGCACCACUAUGAGGAGGAACUACGGCUUCGUGCAGGCAACGCCGUGGAGGAGGCCAAGACCUGGUUGAACAUUGCACUGUCCCGAGAAGAGGCUGGUGAUGCUUAUGAGCUGCUGGCACCAUGCUUCCAGAAGGCUCUCAGCUGUGCCCAGCAGGCUCAGCGGCCCCAACUGCAGAGGCAGAUUCUGCAGCACCUCCACACCGUGCAGCUGCACCUGCAUCCCCAAGAGGCUGCCAGCACUGAAGCUAAACUGCAGGAGCUGAGCCGGUCUGGGGAAGAGGAGGAGGAAGAGGAAGAAGAGGAGGCGGAAAAGGAAGGGGAUGCUGAUGUGCUGGAACCCAGUGAAGUGGAACUCUCAGAGAGUGAAGAAGAAGCCAAUGGCUGGUCCCCACAGCGGGACGAGGAGGAGCCUCGGGGACCCAGACGGAAGGUGGACAGGUGGAACCGCCGCAAUGAUGUGGGAGAGACCCUGCUGCACCGUGCCUGUAUUGAGGGCCAGCUGGGCCGCGUCCAGGAUCUCGUGAGGCAGGGCCACCCUCUGAACCCUCGGGACCACUGUGGCUGGACACCCCUGCAUGAGGCCUGCAACUACGGGCAUCUGGAGAUAGUGCACUUCCUGCUGGACCAUGGGGCCUCGGUGGAUGACCCAGGGGGCCAGGGCUGUGAGGGCAUCACACCUCUGCACGACGCCCUCAACUGUGGCCACUUUGAGGUGGCUGAGCUGCUUAUCAAGCGAGGGGCGUCAGUCACACUCCGAACCAAGAAGGGCCUAAGCCCGCUGGAGACGCUGCAGCAGUGGGUGCAGCUGUACCGCAAGGAUCUGGACUAUGACACCCAGGCGAAGGCGAGGGCCAUGGAGAGGCUGCUUAGGGCAACUUCCUCGGACCCAGGUCCCAGCUCCCUGAAUGCCCAGACCUUCCCGAGUAACCAUCUGUUUGACUCAGAGACUUCGCCUCCCUCAAGCCCCUGCCCAGUCCGGCCAGGAGCUUCCCAGGCCUGUGCCAGGGCCUCGUGGGAGCAGGUGGCAGGAGCUCCCCCCAGGCCUCGGAGGAGCUGGCAGGAGCUGGUGGGCAGCAGUAGCUCAGAAGGCGAGGACAACACUGACCCGCCCCGGCCAGCCCAGAAGAGGCACAGGACCUCAGCACAGCAGGCCAAAGCCCAGAAACCCAGCCCCACGGGUAACAGAGAGUUAGCUGUAGUGGGUGCAGGCCGAGCAGCCUAUGUGGCAGCCAUCAGAGGCGUGGGCAGUGCCCAGAACUGUCAGCUGGGGUCCAGUCCUCUGUGGAGCCCAGGUGAGGCUCCCACCCCACCAGCAGCACUGAUCCCCGAAGAAGAGUUUCUGACUGGGGACUGGCUGGAGGAGGACUCACUGUUGACCCACAGUCACUGGAGCAGCCACCCAGCCCGCCCCCAAGACAGCAGGGAGCGCAACAGGCAUAGUGACUCUGGAUCCUGCAGCACCAAGAACCCUGCCAGGUCACAGGCCCGGGCCAAGCAGAGCCGGCUCACCCACUUCCAAAUUCGGCGUUCCCGGGCCAUAGCUAACAGAAACUGCAGCUCAUCCAAGAAUCCCCCAGGGAGCCCCAAUGUUCCCAGGACCUUAGAGCGUGGCAGGGAGGAGCCCGCAGCAGCCCAGCCCAUGGAGGAUGCAGGAGCUUGGAGCAGAGGCUCAGAGCCACGGGGCAGGGCAGACACCAUCCUUCCAGACUCAGCCAGUCCAGCCCUCCCCUCUCCCACCUGCCAGGGUCUGCUUCCACCCCCGCCCCCACCUAUCCGUGUUCGAGUUCGCUUUCAGGAUAAUCUUUUCCUCAUCCCUGUGCCGCACAGCAGCGAGGCCCGCUCUGUGGGCUGGCUGGCAGAGCAAGCUGCCCAGCGCUACUACCAAGCCUGUGGGCUGCUGCCACACCUCUCCCUGCGCAAAGAGGGUGCCCUACUGGCACCCCAGGACCCCAUCCCUGAUGUGUUGCAGAGUAACGAGGAGGUGCUGGCAGAGGUGACAUCAUGGAAUCUGCCACCCCUGGCCGAGCGCUACCGCAGGGCCUGUCAGAGCUUGGAUCAAGGAACACACCAGCAGGUGCUGCAGGCUAUGGAGCGCCAGGGCUCUGGCCCCUCAUUCAGCACCUGCUCCCUGGCCUUACGCCAGGCCCAGCUCACCCCCCUGCUUCGUGCCCUCAAGAUGCACACAGCCCUCCGGGAAUUACGCCUUGCAGGGAACCGGCUGGGGGACACAUGUGUCCUUGAGCUGCUGGCCACACUGUGCACUAUGCCCAGCCUGGUCCUGCUCGACCUCUCCUCUAAUCACCUGGGCCCCGAGGGCCUGCACCAGCUUGCAGAGGGCCUCCUGGGGCAAACUUCCUCAAAGAACCUGGAGGAGCUGGACCUGAGCAUGAACCCACUGGGAGAUGGUUGUGGCCUGGGCUUGGCCUCCAUCCUACGGGCUUGCCCCUCUCUCAGCACGUUGCACCUCCAGGCUUGUGGCUUUGGCCCCAGCUUCUUCCUAAGCCAUCAGGCUGCCCUGGAUAGUGCUUUCCAAGAUGCCAAGCACCUGAAGACACUCUCCCUAUCCUACAAUGCCCUGGGUACUGCCACCCUGGCCCGGGCCCUACGGAGCCUGCCCUCCAGCACCCUUCUGCAUCUGGAGCUCAGCUCUGUAUCAACUGGCAAGAGCGACUCGGGUCUUGUGGAGCCUGUGGUCAGAUACCUAAGCAAGGAAGGAUGUGCCCUGACACACCUGAGCCUGUCUGCAGACAACCUGGACAACGAGGCCAUAACAGAGCUAAGCAGAUGUCUCUCUGUCUGCCCCUCUCUUGUGUCACUGGACCUGUCUGCCAACCCUGAAAUUGACCGGACUGGCCUGGAGCAGCUCCUCUCUGCUCUCCAGGGGCGGCCUCAUGGCCUCUGCUUUCUGGACCUGUCAGGCUGUGCUGUCCAAGGCCCCCUGGGUCCCGGCCUCUGGGAUCAGAUCGCCUUCCGGCUGCAGGAGCUGCACCUAUGCAGCCGACACCUCUCCGCUCAGGACAGCGACGAACUGCGCCGACUGCUGCCUGACCCCGGCACAAGCGCGCUGGAUCGCGCCCCCAAGCUCUUCUUUCGGCGCCUAUGAGCUCUGCUCCACACCCCUUGAAACAAAUAAACGGCCGUGGCCACGCCUGCA
This is a messenger RNA of Erinaceus europaeus (western European hedgehog), 4345 nucleotides long. RefSeq names its product tonsoku like, DNA repair protein (gene TONSL). Lineage: Eukaryota; Metazoa; Chordata; Mammalia; Eulipotyphla; Erinaceidae. Gene Ontology annotation, molecular function: protein binding. The transcript is spliced from 25 exons. The coding region runs from base 77 to 4294 and encodes 1405 amino acids. The record is from RefSeq and is a predicted model, not a curated record.